Messenger RNA from Malus domestica (apple), 1226 nucleotides. RefSeq lists its product as uncharacterized. Lineage: Eukaryota; Viridiplantae; Streptophyta; Magnoliopsida; Rosales; Rosaceae. The record is from RefSeq and is a predicted model, not a curated record.
AUUAAGUACUAAAUUACGAACAUACCCUCAUCGCAUAUGCCUGACUGGCUCCCGCGCCGCUGCGGGACCGACCCUCUUUGGUAAACUCACCAAAUUCGACCGUUAAAACAUUAUCAUAUCAAUUCCCUUCAAUUCUGAGCUGGUUCUCCUAUUAACACCUGGCAACCGGAAUUUCCCGGCAAAAUACGUUUGACCUCCAGCGAGAAUGCCGUUACAAAUCGACCUAUAUUUGUUUCCCUCCAAAUCCUCGCUCCCGGAUCAGAAAAUCCAGAGAGCAAUCGAUCGAGAGAGGGCUUUAGGGUUUGCACAAAGAGAAAGAUCUAUGGAUUUAGGGAUUUUACCCAAAUCGAAAUUCCUCAAAUCUUUCUCUUUCUCUGCCCAAUUUUCCCUCUGAAUUCGGAGCCUUAAUUUUCUCCAAAUUUUGCGUUUUAAAAUGUCGUCGAAAACCGAGUACGACGCCGUUCCAAAUCCGAAAACCUACUCCGCUGCGGAAUCCGAUGACGGGGAGGAGUUGGUGCUCUCGAGGAGAAGCGGGUGCUGUUUCUGGAUCCCUUGCUUCGGACCCGAACCCUCCUCUCCCGACGGGUCGUGGGAGCGGAUCCGGUCCGCCGGCGAAUACGAGGAUCCGUGGCUGUACCGCGGCUGGAAGAAGAUCCGGGAGUGGUCCGAACUUCUCGCCGGUCCCAAGUGGAAGACCUUCAUCCGGCGGUUCAACAAAAACAAUCCCAGGCGGUCCGGGAAAUUUCAAUACGACCCCACGAGUUACUCCCUCAACUUCGACGAAGGCCCGGGGCAGAACGGUAAUUUGAUUGAUGAUUAUUUGUACAGGGAUUUCUCGUGCCGGUACGCGUCGAUUCCGGUGUCGGCGAAGUCGUCGAUGGAUUUGAGCGGCGACUCGCCCCCCUUCACGUGAGAGUCACGUGAUGAGGGGAUGUAGAGAGAGUGUGAAGGAAAACAGAGGGAAUUGAUGGGGGUGUUCUGGCGCCGCGCGCAGGGUUUUGCCUUUUGCGGGAGAGUUGACGGCGGAGGAAAUAUGGCCUUAGCCUCCAUAUUUCUUUUAAAACUCUUGUAUGCUUGGUACAGUGUCAUGCUAUUUCAUGUUUUGUGGUACAAUUUCAUCCUUUGUGGCCCUCUAUUUUGGAUCCUGGUAUAUCGUAUCUAUUGUGUAUUAGAUUCUUUUACAUAGACAUCGCGCAAUUGAAUUUAGACGUCGCGCGCUAUCUUAA